CUCCCGCCUUCCUCCGCCGCCCUCCCCGAGGCAGCAGCCCAUGGCCGGACCCAGCUCGGCGCGGCUGCAGGGCGAAGCGGCCGCCUUCACCGCCGCCCUCCGCACACUGGUCAACAACCCCCAGUUCAGUGACGUGACGUUUGUGGUGGGCCCGGAGCAGCAGAAGGUGUUUGCGCACCGCUGUGUGUUGGUGUGCCGCUGUCAGGCUUUCCAGGGGAUGCUCUGCCAGGGGCCAGUGGACAGUGAGGACUCCCCCAGCAGUGUCCCACCCCAGGGCCCCUUCAUCCUGGGAAACGUGCAGCCUGAGGUCUUCCUGACUGUCAUCGAGUUCCUCUACACAAACAGUGUCACCCUCAACAGACGUAUCGCACUGGAGGUGCUGACCUCGUCAGUGGAAUAUGGCCUGCAGGACCUGUGCAAGCUGUGUGUCAAAUUCAUCAAGGAUACACUGAGCAUUGAGCAGGUCUGUGAGGCUCUGCAGGCUGCGGUGACCUAUGGGCAGGCAGACCUCCAACAGCACUGCCUGGCCUUCAUUGAAGGCUGCACUGCGGCAGUUGUACGGACACGGGGCUUCCACGAGCUCUCGGAUGUGGUGCUGGCGCGGGUGCUGCGCAGCGACCGCCUGGCUGUGGAUGAGCUGGACCUGGUACAAGCUGUGCGGGAGUGGGCACACGUCAGCUCGGCAGUCCUGGAGCGCCCAGUGUCUGAGGUGGCUGCCCUGCCCGUGCAAGAGCUACGCUUGCCCCUGCUAGCACCCAGCGAGCUGGCGACACUGGAGAGACACAACCAGCAGGAUCUGCUCAUCCCGAUGGAAAACAUCGCAGCAGCCUGGCGGUCCCAUGCCCUGAAGAAGGGGAGUGGGGUGCCCUUCCACCUCUGCCGGCCUCGUCGGGGCACACGGCCUCGUGACCACCACCGUCACCUUGACCCACAUGCCAAGUAGGGGCUGGGUGGUGAGGUUACCCCCCCAUCCAAUCUGGAAGCUCAGGCAACAGCAGUUCCUCCCAAGCUGGAUGCUCUGCCGUGGUGCUGGACCCUGCUAGAGGCUUCCCUGGCCAAGAGCAUCAACACAGCGCUUUGCCCUACAGCUUCGGAGUCAGGGCAGGAUGCCCGGAUCACACCCAGCCAUGGUGCAGGGACUGGGGUCAGAGCUGUACGGUGGGGUGGGUGCGAGGACACUCAGA
Dryobates pubescens (Downy woodpecker) is the source of this 1184-nucleotide messenger RNA. RefSeq names its product BTB domain containing 19 (gene BTBD19). The record is from RefSeq and is a predicted model, not a curated record. NCBI's taxonomy places the organism in Eukaryota, Metazoa, Chordata, Aves, Piciformes, Picidae. The transcript has 8 exons. Gene Ontology annotation, molecular function: protein binding. The coding region runs from base 41 to 943 and encodes 300 amino acids.